ACAAUAGCAAUUCUCCAGCGGAACCCUAGCCAGUGACAGCGCGCGCGCAGUCCCGCGCCCACUCCCGCGAUUGGCAGACGCUCGACGCCCGUUCUAUAUUUAAAUUUCAAAUUCAGAGCGCGAGUUCAAACUUCCUCAACAUGGAAACUAAAUCGAAUGGCGUCGAUAUGAUGGACUGGGCCAGGGCGCCGCCGAAGAAAGGACCCUUCCUGGAACGACUGGGAAAAGUCUUGUAUGAUCCUGAAGAGAAAAGCUUCCUCGGACGCACGCCGAAGCGGUGGGGUAUAAUCCUGGCAUUCUACCUGGUGUUCUACAUCGUGCUGGCCGUGCUGACCAGCAUCUGCUUCGGCGGCCUGUACCUCAGUCUGGACGAGAACAAACCCACCUACACGCUCAAGGAGUCGCUUAUUGGCGCCAACCCGGGCGUGGCGUACCGCCCUCGGUCCGAGGAUGGGUUCCUCAUGAAGUACUCCAUGGACAACAGCUCGCACACCGUGGAGCUGGUCGACCAGAUCAAGGAGUUUUUGGAAGCUCACGACAAGGAGAGCUACGCCGCGAAGACCACCUGUAACGCCGCAGACAACUACGGCUUCCCAGAGACCCCCUGCUUCUUCAUCAAGCUGAACAAGAUCUACGCGUGGGAGCCGCAGUUCUACGACGAGGUGUCGGCUCUGCCGGACGACAUGCCGCCCGCGCUGGUGGCGCACAUCUCCAGCCUGCCCCAUGAGGAGCGCAAGCAAGUGUGGAUCUCAUGCGAGGAGGAGAAGACGAACACCACGACCCUGUCCUACCCGUGGGGCAUGGGGCUGCCGGGCCGCUACUACCCCUUCAUGAACGUGCCCGGGUACCAGAGCCCCAUCGUGGCUGUGCAGAUCACGCCGCCGACCAACGUCCAAGUGGCGAUCCGCUGCCGAGUCUGGGCGAAGAACGUGAUCUACAACAAGAGUCUGAAGGAGCCGUCCGGCUACACCCGCAUCCUGCUCACCGUCGAGAACGACAACGAGGACCACCGCAAAUGAUACCGUCACCUAAAUUUGACCGACUAGGGGCCACUUGCACCAACAUGUUAAGUCUAGCUUUAGUGCCAAUUUCU
Messenger RNA from Plutella xylostella (diamondback moth), 1093 nucleotides. Its product is annotated as sodium/potassium-transporting ATPase subunit beta-1. Gene Ontology annotation, biological process: intracellular sodium ion homeostasis; intracellular potassium ion homeostasis; potassium ion import across plasma membrane. Gene Ontology annotation, molecular function: ATPase activator activity. Gene Ontology annotation, cellular component: sodium:potassium-exchanging ATPase complex. The record is from RefSeq and is a predicted model, not a curated record. Lineage: Eukaryota; Metazoa; Arthropoda; Insecta; Lepidoptera; Plutellidae.